This is a messenger RNA of Haliotis rubra (blacklip abalone), 765 nucleotides long. RefSeq names its product N66 matrix protein-like. NCBI's taxonomy places the organism in Eukaryota, Metazoa, Mollusca, Gastropoda, Lepetellida, Haliotidae. The record is from RefSeq and is a predicted model, not a curated record. Bases 1 to 765 code for a protein of 254 amino acids. The transcript has a single exon.
AUGUUUUCAGUGUCUUAUGGCGGCAACGGCAAUGGUAAUAAUGGCAACGGCAAUGGUAACAACGGCAACGGUAAUGGUAACAACGGCAACAGCAACGGUAAUAAUGGCAACGGCAAUGGUAACAACGGGAACGGUAAUGGUAACAAUGGCAACAACAACGGUAAUAAUGGCAACGGUAAUGGUAACAAUGGCAACGGUAAUGGUAACAAUGGCAACAGCAACGGUAAUAAUGGCAACGGCAAUGGUAACAAUGGCAACGGUAAUGGUAACAGCGGCAACAGCAACGGUAAUAAUGGCAACGGCAAUGGUAACAACGGCAACGGUAAUGGUAACAAUGGCAACAACAACGGUAAUAAUGGCAACGGCAAUGGUAACAACGGGAACGGUAAUGGUAACAAUGGCAACGGUAAUGGUAACAAUGGCAACGGUAAUGGUAACAAUGGCAACAACAACGGUAAUAAUGGCAACGGCAAUGGUAACAACGGGAACGGAAAUGGUAACAAUGGCAACGGUAAUGGUAACAAUGGCAACGGUAAUGGUAACAAUGGCAACAGCAACGGUAAUAAUGGCAACGGCAAUGGUAACAAUGGCAACGGUAAUGGUAACAGCGGCAACGGUAACAGUAACAGCGGAAAUUCCAAUGGCGAAAGUACAAGUAGUGGUGUAAACGCCAGCAACAACGGUACAAACAGCACUGACAAUGGUAACAUCGGCAACAUUACCAACGGGAACAUUACUAACUCCAAUGAAAGAAAGUACAGGUAG